Podarcis lilfordi (Lilford's wall lizard) is the source of this 24424-nucleotide messenger RNA. Lineage: Eukaryota; Metazoa; Chordata; Lepidosauria; Squamata; Lacertidae. The record is from the annotation of a GenBank genome assembly.
GAUUUGACAGGAUGGCAAUUCUCUGUGGCUGCCAUGCAAUUGAGUUCCAUAGAGAUUUGCCAGAGUCUAGGCUUCAAUUGCUGGCUUGUGAGCUUGAUGGGCCCGGUCACAUUAAUUAAUGUUCAGCUAUUUUAGAAAAAAUAAUAAUUUACUACUUCCUUUUUCAAAGACAGCAUGCCAGAAAUUGUAACAAAUACAUUAAUAAGCACAUAUCUGACACUUUAAACCGACCCCAUUAGAGUUGAAGAACUGAACUUGUUUAUCCAUAUGCUUCCACCAAUUUCCUCUCUUUCUGUAGGUGAUGAUGGCUUCUGUGUUCACAUCCAACAAAACCAUCAGGGUUUGCCCUUUCCUCAAUGGAGAUAUCGAAAAGCCAGAGACCAAAACUAACAACAGCAACACAUGGAUUCGUCCUAAUUUGCCCAGCAGAUGUACAUGGAAACCAGGAAAACCCAUCUCAGAAUCACCUCACAGCUGUGUGCCUAUGUAAGUAGCAUUUAGAAUUUUAAAAAUUUCCUCUCAAUGUCCACUCCCACCUUGAGAGGUUCCUCCUAAAUAUAUAUUGUAUGAAUCACAAAGUAGAUGUUCAUAAGUGGUAUUGUGAGCAUAUUCCAGUAUAGUUUCAGAUCAGAGAUUCAGCAUGUGGUUUUCAUGCUUUCCCCCCCAAUCUAGUUUAUUAGGAUUUUCGCACUAUUACUAGCGAACAGUAGAGUCCCUUAUUCCCACUCCCCACUCCUAGAUUCCCUCCCUCCAACCCCCCUCUCUUUUUUUAGCUACAAUAUUUUCAUCACUGAUAUUCAAUUGUUCAGCAUGCUAUACAGUACUUAAGCUGCACACAUAUAUUCUAUACCUGUACAUCUAUUUGUAUACGUAUGUACAUGUACAUCUGGUUAAACAUCUGAGUAAACCAAAUGCAUAAACACCUAUAUAAGCCUUUGGCAAAAUGGUACUUUCCAGAAGUUUUGGACUAUCAUUUGCAUCACAGUUUAAAAACAAUUGGAUGGCACCAGGUUGGUACUAUACUAAAGUUCUGGUCAUUUCCUUCAGAGCCUAAUUUGGAUGAGCCUAAUUUGUCCACACGGUGGCUUCUUAUUCUUUGUUGGUUCCCAGCUUUUGAAUUACAAAAAGAAGACAUUGCGAAGUGUCCCAGGAACCAUGAUGAACAUACAUAUUUCCAUUGCACGUUGGUCCUCCAAGGCUUUCUUCAGAUUUGAGGGGCCCUGGCCAGAGUAUCUUUGGGUGGGCCUACUCCUCUGUCAGUGAGCCCAGGUAGGCUUAACUGUCAGUGGUGGCAGUUUCCCAAGUAUUCCUGCAUGACUGGGCCUUUUAAUUCCUCACUGUGCUCCAAGGUGAUGCUUGGUCAAGGACAUGGUGGGGAAUUAAAAAGGUGAUGAGAUCCCACAGCCUGGUGCUGCUUGGAGUGCUGGUCCCUCCUCUUCCCCUCCCCACCCCCCACCCCAAAAUUGAGGGGCAGACAUCUGCAGUGUGAUCUGCCACGGUGCUGGAACCCAGAAGUUACUCAAGAAUGGGAGGUGUUGAUGGUGACCCCCUGUGAAACACAUUUAUUAUGAUGGGGAAAGCAGGGAAAGAACACCCUACGUCUCUAGACUGGGAGACUUGGAAAUGACCAUCCAAAUCACUGGAACCGGAACUUCUAUGGUUGUGUUUGUGCUCCAAUUUACUGUGCAUUCACUGCAUUUCCAUUGCUGGGGUUUUUAUUCCAUGUUCACACAAUUCUUCAGAAUGCAUAUCUGUCCUGCACUUCGUUGUGAAAUACUGCUGUUCGAAGCAUUGCAUCUCAAACCAGCUUUACAUCCUUUGGAGUCCCUUAAGCAGUUCCUAAUUCAUCUCCAGCCAAGGUGCAAAUACCUUUGCAUAAAGUAAAUACAUCUCCUUCCCGGCAGCGAACGUCAAUGAAGCCACACUAACAUGAACAGCUGGGGGGGGGGAGAGAGUGCUGUGAAACACACAAGUGAAACAACUGCACUGUGCUCUAAGGCGGUAAUGUGGACAAGUCCUACAUUUAAAAGAGAUUGAGAGGAGCAGCUGCAGUGUGGCACAGACUCAUUCUCAUCUGCGUUUCAAAAUGUAAACAGUAAUGAGUGGCAGCCUUAAGGCUUCCCUCUCAUCUGUCUUUCAUGGUAGCUGGUUUGUGUGAAAUGAUAAUAGCUAUUCACUGCAUAAGCGAAAGAGCAGUAAAUCUGUUUAGAAAUUGCUCAGGGAGGUAAUCUGUCUGAGAGCAGAGCUGCGGCUUUCCCUAUCACAGGACCCACCUACACCAGCAGUUUGGAAGUAGUGCUUAGUUCAGCUUUUCCACGUAUGAAAAAGGCUGUUAGAAAUACAGUGGUACCUCGGAUUAAGUACUUAAUUCGUUCCGGAGGUCCGUACUUAACCUGAAACUGUUCUUAACCUGAAGCACCACUUUAGCUAAUGGGGCCUCCUGCUGGUGCUGCACUGCCGCCGCGCGAUUUCUGUUCUCAUCCUGAGGUAAAGUUCUUAACCUGAGGUACUAUUUCUGGGUUAGCGGAGUCUGUAACCUGAAGCGUAUGUAACCCGAGGUACCACUGUAGUUCUCAAAAACCAGAAGCACUUCUGGGGGUCCUGUUCGUUUCAUAACAAAGGGAAUUGGAGAAAACAGCAUUUUGGGCAAAAGGGCUGAUUUAUCCUCUCAAUCUGACACAAAUGAAUUAAUUUUGGAACAAUUAUGAAGAGGCUUUAUAAAUAAAAGAAGACAUUCCUUCCAUGUCAUCAGAUAAGGUAGCAUUGGUUGUUGCAAUGUGUUCUUUUUACAAUAUAACUGGUGCACCUUCUUGCAACUGCCCAGUACGCUAAAGAGCAGUAACUUAUUUGCAUCUCACGACUCAAAACAAAACAAAACCAAAGCAAAUUGUUGCGGGGGGGGGGUAUGAAAUUCUCUUGCUUCUGCCAAGAUCUACAAACCACCAUCAAAUUUAGCAACACUAAAGUAUUUCCUAGCUGUCCAUUGUAAGGAUUUUUUAAAAAAAUCAUUAAACUAUAAGAGAGGAAGGUGGAAGAAAGAAACCCUGUUCUUCUUUAUUAAACGUGUAGGGUGUGCAAGAGCUCUACACUUCACAAAGUAAAACAGAGUUUUCUGCUCAAACCUGUGCAAGAUAACGUAGAUCUGUAACCGAAUGCUUCCUGUAGUAAAAUGAGUUAAUGAUAAGCAGGAGGAUUUAGAAGUCAUUUGGGAUAUCCUGGUGACUUGUUUGUUUAAAAUGUUAGCUCUAUCUCUUCUAAGUACAAUAUGUCCUAAAUGUUAAAGCACCAUAAAUCUCCAGACAUACCUACCUAGCUCAGGUGGGGAGGGGGCGCAAUUUUCUCAAGGAAGGACUUCUUUUUAGGAUCGCUUUUCACUGCUAAGCAAUGUAUCGUCGCUGGGGAAAGUGGAAUUAUUUUACCAUGAUGAAGGGAUACUGUGAUCUGAAGCAGUUUGUGGGAUGUGGGAGUUGCAUGAGAAUCAUAAGCACUUAGUUAGGGGAACAUCUCAGGUACGAUUAAUAUCAGUUUAAAACAUUGUUCAUUUUUCUUGAUAAUUUUGCUAAUUAGAAAACUGUUUUCUCCAAGAGUUCACUUUGCGUUCUUCUCUGUCUGGCAAACUUGUCACCGCUGAAUGUUGCUCCUUUCUCAUACAUGAAAUGAAAACUGCAAGUAGCUGAGGCAGUCAGUUUCAAAGCACACGCAGGAUAAAUUCCAGUCCCCUAAGAAUAAUCCAAAACAUUUAAUUCAAAGAAAAGCCCCUAGAGGGAGCUCUUUUACAUAUUCUCUAAGAAGCUGUGCCGUGCCAAAUUUAUGGGAUUGGAAAACUCUGUGAUUUCUUAUACAAAAAAGGUCUGAUCCACACCUCUUGGAUUAAUUUGCUGUCCACCCAAUCUUGCAUUUCUCCAGAUGUUCAACCAGAGCUUACACAGAUAUAAAUGGUCGUUUUCAACCCGUAUUUUGAGAGGAAAGUACUUAUCUAAACACCCAUGAAAGGGUUGUAGCUGAGCAGUAGAGCAUUAGCUUUAUUAUUAUUAUUAUUAUUAUUAUUAUUAUUAUUAAAUUACAUUUGCAUACUGGGCAGACGAUACUAUGCAGACCAGCUUCCGGUGUUCUUAUAGCAGUUAAGUAUUUAAGUACACAGAAUCACAGAAUUGUAAAGUUGGAAGGGAACCGAAGGGUCAUCUACGCCAACCCUCUGCAAUACAUAUUUUGAGAGCGUUAAAAACCCCCACAAAGAUUCAUAGAACUGGAAAAGCUAGAACUAGAACUGGAAAAGCUAUGAGUAAAAACAUGCAAAUGUGACAUGGAAUUGAAAUAAUCAUAGUCCCCUAUCCCUAUCCCGAAGCCCAGCCUAGUAGACUGUGCAUUCUCUACAGAGGCCAGCCCCAUUCUGAGCUGCCCACAUGCGCCUGCCACAUAACCCAUUGAUCAGGUGCUCAAUAGGCACACAUUGCUACCCUGCAUGCAGACAGGUGUACAUGCUUUGAGCUCCUCUGUUCAGCAGAAGGAUCCUGAUUGGGCCAGGAUCCCCUUUCAUCUAGAAGAGCUGUAUAGGUGUCUUUACCUAGGGCUGCUUAACUCCAGUGCUUUUUUCCUGGCGGGACGCAGGGGUUUGUAUACCCCUAAACAUUUUGUGAAUCUAAGUUUGGCCUCAUUGAGGGACAGUAUUUCAAUAAGAGUAGGAAAAUGAGAGUACCCCUAAACAUUUUUAAAGAAAAAAAUAAGCACUGUUUAACCCUUUUCAGCCAGCAGUGGGCGUGACCAAAGUGGCUAAUACUUUCUCUCUCACACACACUUAGGGAUGGGGAGGAAAUUCAAUUUGGUUCACAUUUAAAGUGGAACCUACCUCACACACACAGUUUCUGAAACAGUGCACAACUUGAAAAACAGCCAUCCUUCAAAAUUCGCACUUAUCCGAAUUUUUCAGUUCCACACUACAGCCAAGGAAUGUGUACAAAAGUGUAUUAUACUAAGGGAAAUUGCUUUUUUUAAAUGUGUAUGUUAAGCAAAAACUACAUGCCAAAAUGUGUACAUUAGGAUAUUUUUUCACAAAUACACUGGUGAAUUUUCAUGAGGGUUUUUUUUAAAUAAAAAAUCACAAUUGUUAUGGAAAUGUGGGAAAUGGAAGAUUGGGGGGGGGGAGGGAAAUUGAGAGAAACUAAAACUAACAGAUUCUCCCAUCCCUAUCCACCAUACAUACUGUACUCAUAACACACACACACAAAUGUAUUUUGAAGAAUCUAAAAUCAUUGUGAAUGUUGAUCAAUAUAGUAUUAUCUCAUUCUAGAUGUAAUCUGCCCUGAGACCUUAUGGUGAACAGAGAUAUUUUAAAUAUUAAAUGUUAUAGAAAUGCUGAAACAAACAAACAAACAAACAAACAAGUUCCUCAAAUGUUGCUGUGUGGCUCUUAGUCGUUAAUAUAUAAAAAUGUUUAUUUUGAAACUCCACAAAAAACUUUUUUUGUUCCAUAAAUUAUUCCAUUUUGUUCUUUCUCCUAAUGCAGUCCAAAAGAACCAAAGAUUCUGUCAUCUAUUUUGGAGAAAAUUGGACACACCCCUCUGGUCCGUGUCAACAAGAUUUCAAAAGCCCAUGGGCUGAAGUGUGAGCUCUGUGAGUGUCCUUUUGCUUUCAUUCCACUUGUCAGAUUUUUUCCUGUAUGCUGUGUUACAGGAGUUCAAAGUAUCAGUGAUGGGGAAAAAGGGUCAUUUAAGCAUACAGACCCUACUAAGGAAUGAUUUGUGCAGAAUCCUGGAAAACGGAGGUAAAUGGGUGCUUUGGGAGCUGCUGAAAGUGGGCUUUGAGCCCUUUCAGUUAAGACCUGCCCUUACUUGUAUGACAUCAAGCGAAGGGUGAGUGGGCGUGGCUUACCCCCAAAAGCCUCAUGGACCAAAUGAGGAAGCCUGGAGGUUCAAGACUGGCAUACAAGCUGGAGGGUCCCUGCUAUUUACACAUAGCAAUAUUUUGCAGUGCUAACUGAGAUCAGAGGUAAAUGAAUCUAGAGAAGGGAACCAAAGCCUUAUUACAAAUAGUUUAUUUUUAGACACAAUAAGGGCUAUUAGCUACUUUGGGAAUUGUUAGGGGUCUCCUGAAACUUCUCAGCACCCUUAAUAAACUGCGUUUCCCAGGGUGCUUAGGGGGUUCUUAGUGGUAUGAUACUGCUCUGUGUAUAAGGCAGAGGGGACCAGUGUCUUUAAAAAACAAACAAAAUUACUUCUUAGAAAACAUGAUAACAACAGCAAUAAAGGAUCUUAAGUCCAUGUUCUAAUGUGUGAGCUUGAUGUGAAAUUCCAGUGGCCAAGUGUGAGUAUUUCAAUGCUGGAGGAAGUGUCAAAGACCGAAUGUCCUUGAGGAUGAUAGAAGAUGCAGAAAGAGCUGGUACUCUGAAGCCAGGAGACACACUCAUUGAGCCUACUUCAGGAAACACAGGUGAGGAGAAGCAAAUAGCUUUUGUGAUUUUUAAAACGGCCUUUCCACACGAUAAAAGACACCCUUUGUUUUAUCUUUAACAUUACAUUUGUGCGAGUACUGUGAUAUGAUCAUCCACCUCCAUAGAAUGGAUGCAGAGGUGGGAUGGGGGGACAGCUCUGCCACAUGGAUCCCCUUGACACCAAUGCCCUGCUUGUCUUUGAUCAUUCUCUCCACACAUCAUCAUCAUCAUCAUCAUCAUCAUCAUCAUCAUCAUCAUCAUUGAAGAAAUAUGUGUGCUUUGGAGCUGGUGAAGUGGUGCACACAGUUCUAUAAGUUUUAAAGGACAUUUUAAAACAACCACAAAUUUAAAAAUAGGAAAGGUUCACAAAUGAAGAUUUCUCCAUGGGACAAGGGCUGCAAUGCUUUAAGAGCCUUAUGAAGAUGUCUGUGAGUUGUCACCGCUGCAUAUACAGGCAGCAGGUUCAUUUAGGAAGCAAGGCUUUAUGUAGCAAAGAAUUAAACCAAAAAUAAUAAAAGUACUUUUUUCUUAAGUUCACCCAAAAGUGAUUUUUAAAUAUGCACACAUAAUAUAUACAUGCAUGCAUACAUAAUUAUAUGAAUAUUGCAUUCUGGGUAAAUGCACCCAAAGGAUCUAUUCUCCAGUUCCUCAGUCUAAAGUGUGAGAAGAUCCCAUUGGCAGGUCAGUGUGUCUCCUCGUGCUUCCCAAAGGGAUUAUGUCCUCAAUCCUAUUCGUUUUGUUCUGCCCUGGCAUGCUGAAUGAGAUCACUGUGAGGAGGAGGAGGAGGAGGCGGCACAAGAUGGAGCCCUUGCGAUCUCUCUGCACUUCAGCAGGUCUCUGCUCUGCGUUGUAUUCCUGAGCGUUUGUUUGAUCUUGGUCAAAUAUAGCAGCCAUUUCUAUAAAACUCCAUUGACGACAGGAUAUGGAAACUCCGGGUGGUGGGCAAAUCCACCCAUUAUUCCCCAUAGCAGAGAAAUCUGUGGUUCAUUUCUGAAUCCGCUUUGCUUCUCCUCUUGCACUGACACCUAAUGCUAAAGCCCCAGUCGGCCUCCUCAUCUCAAUGAGCGACAGCUGCCUCGGCCAUUCAUUCCCAAUGAAACCUGAGUGCACAGCAGAAGCACACUGCAAGCUAGUCAUGGGAAGGGCUUAACAUCUGUGCUGUUUUUGUUCUGCACACACACGGAUUAGGUGCAAUUUGCUUUCAUGCCCUAUACUAUAGGAAACACAAUUAUCCCCUUUGUUUCUGCUUCACUUGUUAGAAAGAGACUACUCCAAUCUUUUUUCCCCUGUAAGCAUGCUGCAAGGCUUUAUGAUCUCAUCAACCUUACUCCACCGAGUCUUGAAAAACAUAAACCGUUCUUUUAUGCUUCUCAGCGUUCCAAUUUAUUCGGAUCAAAGAGCUACAGAAGUCUCUGCGCAGUCGUAGGGUGAACCGGUGGCCAUCUUGGAAAGUGUAAUUGAGCAACCCCCCCAUGGCUCCAGCCAACAAUUUUCUGAUAUUAGAAACCAUACCAGACCCUGCUUAGCUUUGCGAAUGUGCUAGCAGUUUUAUUGCUGCGCCACAUCCUAUCUAUCUAAAAGUCAGGGCUUGGAAUGGACCAAGAUCUUGCCUAAGACUUGGGCACUGCUCUGGUUCCCCUCUGCCAUUAUGAUCUUCUCUCAUAGGGAAGACAGGAGGCAGAGGGGGCAUGAUGUCUGAAAAACUGCCUCCUUUCCUACAGACCCCUCCGGGUGUUAAGGUCAACAGAGGGGACUCAUUUGUUAGUUCCACCUGUUCCACCUCCCUCAGAAGUCCAUGAAGUGGUGGCCUGGGAAAGAGCAUUCUCUGUGGCAGCCACUUAGUUGUGGAAUUCCCUCCCCACAGAGGUGUUUGUGGCUUUUUACUAUACAGUCAUACCUUGGUUGCUGAAUGCCUUGGAACUCGUACGCUUUGGCUCCUGAACAAUCAAAAAUUGGAAGUGAGUGUUCUGGUUUUCGAACCAUUUUCAGAAGCCGAAGGUCUGGAGCAGCUUCUGCAGCCGCGCCUUGCUUUUUUGAAUGGUUCUGGGAGUCAAACGGACUCCCGGAACGCAUUCUGUUUGAGAACCAAGGUACGACUGUACCUCUUUCAGUGAAUGCUGAAGACCUACUUCUUUACCCUGACCUUUGACACUUGAGAUGUGUGCUUUCAGAACCUAACCUAUUUUGUAAUCUGUUUUAAUUCUCGUAACUUGACUUGGGACCUGCUGGUGAAGAGCAGGUAAUAAAGCUGAUGAUAAUAAUGAUAAUGAUGGUAAAUAAUAAUAAUAAUAAUAAUAAUAAUAAUAAUGUAUUUCAAGGGAAACUAGUGGGGUGGCUUUAACUAAGCAGUCAGCAGGGCAGAUGGGAGAAAGGGCAACUGAGCUUCUUGUGUUCUGAUUUGCUGCAGAACUUACUGCACCUUCCUCCUGCAUGAUCCACUCUGCUCAGGUUUACUUCCACACCCACACCAAGCAUUUAAAGCACAUGGCUUCCCCAAAAGAAUCCUUGGAAGUACAGUUUAUCCCUCACAGAGUACAAUACCUAGUGCUCUUAAACUACAAUCCCCAGGUUUCUUUUUGCUACAACUGCACAUGGAAUGUGCUUUCAGUGUAUGGUGUGGGACUCUAGAUCCAGUGUCGCUUCAUACUGAUGCUAUCCUGGUGCACAUGCCAGCUUGCUUCAUCCUGUCUUAAUGUUCUCUGGCUACAAAUAUCAAAGAUCCUCAAUGGGAUACUUCAAGAGCUGUUCCCUGGUUUCUUUUCUUCAAAAAGUGAAGAGUUGAAAGUUGCUCAAUUUAGGAGUGGGAAAGAGGGACAGUUGGAAACAUCUGCUUAUCUUGCUGCUGUUGAAUAACUCCUCUAUUUGUCUUGUUUUUGUUUCCUUCAUACGUAUCCACCAGGGAUUGGAAUUGCCCUGGCAGCUGCAGUGAAGGGCUAUCGCUGCAUCAUUGUAAUGCCAGAGAAAAUGAGCAUGGAGAAGGUGAGAGAGAGAGAGAGUCCUCCUGACUGAUUUAACAUAAGUAGCCCCAGCAUGGUCAAAGUCUGUUUUGAUUUGAGCUGUCAUGGUUUCUCCCAUCAUAACGCUUCAUAAAAGGAAAACUAGCCAACCCUGUGCAUUUGAGGGGCUUUGCAAGGGGGUUAUCUGUUGAUCCUUAGCGCCUCACAGAACAUAGUGAAGCCUCUUCCGGAGUAGAGUAUCACCAUUACAGAUAACUUGAAAUUAUUAGAUGUAAAAAGCUGCCAUGUACUAUGUCAAAGGUUGUAAUCCAAAUACCAGUUAUGCCAAAGUGCAGGAGGAAACACAGUCAUGGGUUUCCUUGAGCUCCAGGGCAAACAGAUGGUUCAGAGUUUAUUUUCAUGCUGGGCAGUAGCUCCAUGUGUUGCACAUCUCCAUGAUGCACACACAACGUGGAAGUCAGUGGGAAAGCAAGUGGUGCCCUCGUGGAGCUGGGAGAUGAGGCCCCAUGAUUUCUUAAGGUGUAGAUUAUGCUGAAUUUCUAAGUGUAAUUUCAAUGAUGUUGUAGCAGAACUGUGUGGCCGUUCCUUUGCAUGUGCAGAAUUGAACUCCUUGUUUGAAAUGAAUGGAACAGCCUCCACACAGAAGAGCUUUGUGAGCAUGUUGGGAUGCAUUUGGGAGCUUGGAUCUGAGUAGUUAUCUUCAGGGAAACUCAUGCUGCAGUCCCAUUCACAUUUUCUGAAAAUCAAUGUAUGCACCACGGAAGAUGGUGCAUACAUUGUACUUCUACAUGCAUAAGUGUAGGAACUGCAUUGUCACUGUGAACCAGCAUAAAUGUUCUUACUCUGCCUUGUGGUGGCUACAGUUAAACCAGCAUUGGUAUGGGGGAGUAAUAUGUUGCUGCUUUUAAUUAACUUUUUUUUAACUUGCUUGCCUGACCUUUGAGAUGGACCGAAAUUUAAAUUAAAAACCCUUAAAUAUGCAUUGUAUAUGUUGUGCAUUUCUUUUUUCUUGUGAAAGACUUGGAGGCUGGAAAUCUGGAGUUUACCUUUCGCCCCUCCAGGUAGAUAUCCUGAGAGCCCUCGGGGCUGAGAUCGUAAGAACUCCCUGCACAAGAUACGACGCCCCAGAAUCAAAUGUCCGUGUUGCUUGGAAACUGAAGAAUGAAAUUCCAAACUCACAUAUUUUGGAUCAGGUAAUAUAUUCCUUAUUGAAGUGCUUUGACUGAAUUACUUGAUUUAAAAAACAACAACUUCUACCCAUCUAAUUUGUUGAUCCUAGCCUGUGAUUGAAAAAUAUGUGAUUUCUAAUGCAUACCUUUUUUAAAAAAAAAUCACAGCUUCUUAGUAAACAUAGUUCAGGCAUUUGGCUGUAGGAAUAAAACAAAGAAGUUCACAACCUAUUGAUACACUCAUCCAUGUUUGCUCUCUAACUCUGAUCUUGCUAUGCUUGGCGGGGAGUGGGAACUAAACUGUUCAUUCUAGGCAUCAUUCCUUCUGUUUCCAGUGUUAAGGUUGUUAUUGCUCAACUUGAAUGGAGAGAGUUCAGGAUGAGGAAGAGCUGCAGAGCAGCUGGUCUCUCAGCUGAUCUGAUAAGGGCCCCGCUGCCACUCUCUGUCUCUCUCUGUGUUGCAGCCAAAAUGAUCUCAUGCGCUGCUUGUGAACUUCCCAGAGGCAUCUUGCAGACCAUUUUGUUCUGAUCUAGCAAGACAUUUCUUUCCGAGAGACUUCAUGGUUAUUAUCUGCCUGCUUUCUCUACAGUGCUGCAUUUGACCCCAUCCAUUUGACAGUAACUUUCCCUUUUUUUCUGUUCCCUUUACGACAAUAGUACAGAAAUCCAAGCAACCCGCUGGCGCACUAUGACACCACAGCUGAGGAGAUUCUGGAGCAAUGUGACGGUAUAAUUAAUAAUUAUUUUAGGGAUAAUCAUGCUGCUCAGCUUACGUUGUUUUACAAAGAUGUCUUUAGAAAUGGUUGUGGAUAUAACCACUGUUGACUGUUCUCACUAUUGAAUUGCGCCUCUCCUGAUUUAUAGGAGAAUGAAAACCAUGGGUGAAAUUCGAUGAAGUUUUAUACAGAGCACACCCAUUGAAAGGAAUGAACAUGACUAAGAGAGCCCCAUUAGUUUCAAUGAGACUACUCUGUGUGCAAAAUUAGUUGAGGUGCAGAUUACUAGCUUGUGGUUAUUGCCUUUUACAUUGAAAUGUAUUGGAGCCGCAAUCAAAUAUAUGCUUAAGACUCAAUGGAUUUGCUUACAGUUAUCUAACCUUGAUAGUUUAUUAAUUCCACAAUUCCACAAGCAGGGGUGACAACUUGAAUAAAAUAUGGGGGGAGGCAGGUAAGUCCCCGCCCGCAUAAUUGACCACAAGACACGGCACACACACCCUUUGAAUGGCAAUGUCCAUCAACUUUGGGGGGGGGGAGCCGACCCCUUCAAGUAUUUUAGGGGGGGGUUGAAGGGACCUCGGCCUCUAGGUGUUAGCUCCUAUGUCCAUAAGUAAUUCAGUAAGUACCAGUAGUGGGCAGCAUGGUGGGGCAUUGGCACUGACCUGACUUGCUGGCAGUUGAAUCACCACUGCUUAUUUGGAGGUAGAGAAGCAAAACAAGGAAGAAGGAGGUGGAUGUGUUGCAAAUUUACCAGCAGGGACAACCCAUUCUUCUAAUGAUGCAUUUACAUGGUGCCAGCUUCCCCACUGCCUCUCCUCUUUCCCUCCUGGUAAGCAGUAGCAGCAGUGACUCACUCACCGGAAAGUCAUGUAAGUGUUGCCAUCCCAACAUGCAGCGGUAAUUGCACAAAUGUAAAAGGAAACAGUUCCUAAAAGUUCCUAGUUAAGAGCUACCACAAUUUCAUGCAGCUGUUGGCUUACUCUAGUGUAUCACACAGUAAAAACGUAAAGUACAAAGGGCAGCUCCAUUUCCUCAAGCCUGCACUGCAAAAACACACCAGGAAGUUGUAGCCAAUGAACAACAGUUUAUCUUAAUUAAAGCUUAAUCCUAAAUGCUUGUGUUUUAUUUUGCCAUGGAUACUGUUCUUAUUGUCAGUGGACCAUUAAUUAAGGUUGCAUAGGAGUAGGGCUAUGCAUUUUGGAGCUUGGGGAAAGGUAUGCUGUCUGAUUGAUUGAUUGAUUGAUUGAUUGAUUGAUUGAUUGAUUCUCCCACUGCAGGCAAAAUUGAUAUGUUUGUGGCUGGAGCUGGAACAGGAGGCAGCAUCUCUGGAAUUGCCAGAAAGUUGAAAGAGAAAUGUCCUGAAUGCAAAGUAAGUGAGAAGGCUUGUUUGGAUUGGCUCAGACAUCCAGGCCCAUGGGAACGUCAUUCAUGCCAUCAGGGACCAUCAGGGCCUGGCGAGGAGGUCCAACACACAUCAACUUUUUGCUUCAGCAAGGAGAUUGUAUGGACAUCCAUUUGAUUCCCCAAGUGUGCCAGACUCUUUCUGCUCCUGAAGGAGUUGCGAAUACCAGAUGCAUAGAGCUAAAUUCUUAUGCGCAGUCACCAUGCUCUCACACAGUAGCAUUUACAUGUGCCCCUGAAACCUAAGCCUCGUCCUGACCAGGCAAGUGCAGUUUCCUCUUUGCUUGAGGGUUCCAAGGCCGGGAUACUCAUUUUUGUGUGAAGUUGUUGGUUGCUCCUUUAAUUUUUUUUAAUUAAUUUGUUAAUUUUCCUUCACAGAUUGUUGGAGUGGAUCCUGAUGGCUCCAUUGUGGCCCUGCCCAGCUCACUGAACACAAUAUCAGCAGAGGAUACAACAAUGGAGGUGGAAGGGAUUGGACACGACUUUAUCCCAACUGUCCUUGACAGAUCUGUAAGUGGCAGUGUGACAAAGAUCAGGAGAUAGAGAGAUGUCAUUUGACUCUGAAUGAAAGCUUUCAGAAUCACAUGAAGUGCAUUAAAAGUUGCUGAGGGUGGUUGAAUCUUUGACUAUGUACAUGGCAGCUGCUUAAGACAAGGCCAUUUCCCACGGCUGCAUUUCAAGUCACAUUUGCACAUUGCUGUUCACACUAGAGCAGGCAUAGGCAAAUUCCGGCCCUCCAGAUGUUUUGAGACUACAGUUCCCAUCAUCCCUGACCACUGGUCCUGUUAGCUAGGGAUGAUGGGAAUUGUAGUUCCAAAACAUCUGGAGGGCCGGAGUUUGCCUAUACCUGCACUAGAAUCUUCCCCAAGCCCCCACCCUCUAUGCAUGAAGUUGUCAUCCACGCAUGGGCUGCCAUCUGUAUAUGAGCAACAGCUGUCUAAAAUGUACACAUCUCAGCUUAACUGUGAAGUGAAUGUGGCUUACGUUUUCAAAUUAAACUGAAGUUGAUUCGAGGAAAAGCACAUCAAAGUGCAGUAUUUCUCAAGAAACUACAGGAUAGAUAUGGAUUCUGGCUAAUUUCAUGUGCAAAUGGCUUCCAAUACCAGCACUGGGAGCGCACUGGAACCAGAGUUGAAUGGUAGCAAUGUCCACGGCCCCAGUACUCAUUAUCAUCCAGCAAAAGCCAUAGGAGAGACUCUGCUGCAGCAUCUCAUAUAACCUUUAAUCAUAAAUUGAAGGGAAAUGGCCUGAAAUUGAUUAAAACAGCAGUGUACUAACAUUGCAACCAGAGGGUGAUGAUAGGCAACAUUGCGGUGCUUUUUAAAAGCUGCCUGAUGCUGUCCACGUUGACUCAGAAGUAAAUUUCACUGGCUUUGAUGGGACUUAAUCUCAAGUAUGUGCAUUAGAUUGCAGCCUAGCUGAAAAUGCUUUGAGAGAGGCGUACUUCUCAAAAUAUUUUUGUCCCACUGAUAACAAACAUUUUCCAGGGCUGCAAGUGAGACUGUAUUUGUAUAUCCCACCUUAUCUUUGAAAAGUUUAGGAAAGUUAAAAACAGAUAUAGCUAAGCUUACUGAAAGGGGGAAAAAUGAUCCUCUUUGAAACUGCCCUCAACUCUGAAGAAUCUGUUGGAUCUCUGCCCAUCCCAUUACGUGUAGCAGAGGUGCAAGACCCAAAGGCCCCUGAAACCUUAAAACUCCAUAUUUUGUUUCUUUUCUAGGUGGUAGAUCAGUGGUGCAAGAGCAAUGACAAGGAAUCAUUUCUUAUGGCACGAAGACUGAUUAGAGAGGAGGGCUUGCUCUGUGGUAAGCAUUGCUGAAGAUCCAUUGUUUAAAUCAUACCCUUCGCAAAUGGCAAAUGACUUCUUGGAAAGCAUUGUUCAGAGUCUGAGCAUAAAGGUUACCCAAGGAACCAAUUAAUAGUCUGAUUUAAGGGCCCUUUCACACAAUCCUUAUUUUCAUGCCGUAAGUAUACAGUUGAUAAUCAUUUACUUGUUGUGUAGAAUCCACGUCUUUCCUUGAAGUAGUGUUGUGCAGAUAUUGCAUUUUGAGCACUCAGAACUCUGUGUGCAAAAGCAACAUAACCACCCUCUGUCUGUCUCUCCAACACACAUGUCCAGUGCUUUUUUUCUUUAAAAAUGUUUAGGGGUACUCUCAUUUUUACUCAAGAAAAUCACCAUUUUAUAGUUCAAAUCAGGAAAAAUAAAUACAGUAAAUGGACAAAAGUACAAAGAUUCACAAAAUAUUUAGGGGUAUUCAUACCCCUGCGUCCCCCCCAGAAAAAAGCACUGCACAUAUCUGUUGCUAUGCCUUCUGAGCACAGCAUGGAAUCUGGUUGAAUGGAAGGUCAAAGGUCUCUGUUGAAUAGUACAUGGGGCAUCUUUACUGCUGAGUUGCCACGCACCUCCCCCACACCAUGCAAUUUUUGUGGUAGUUUAAAAUGCUCUGCUUUAUUUUCUGUUAUUUUUGUUGUUGCCAUUUUAAAAGCUAAGCUAGAUUAGGGGUGAGCAGAAGGUAGAUCAGGAUCUGCUGCAAUGCCUUCAGACGUGCAUUUGUUCAACAAUAGGAACAACAAUGACAGGGCUCUCUCAACACACACCCUUGCCCAGCAUUUUGCAAUCUAUGGGCUGCGGUGCCGCUGGACGAAGGUGUACUUUUUGGGCACGGAAUGGGGUGAAGUGGAUUUUGUGUGACAGUAUUGAACUCAUCUCUGGUGCCGAAAACAGAAGGGGACCCAGUUCCUUAAUUCUUGGUGUAUGAUCUCCACCUCUGCCUCCCCCACCUAUCCCCCCCCAACUCCAGUUGGUGAAUCUUGGGGUUCAAAUAAAAAAAAAAAAACAGAGUCGAUUCUGCAAGUUUGGUAUCUGCUCACCUCUCAUUUAUACCUCUGUAGAAGUAGCUAUACACAGCUUAGAACUCUACUGUCUAAGAAAGACAUUUAUCCUUGAUUUUUUUUUUUUUUAAUGCAACAACAACACUGAACACUAGCAAGGCUGCGUUCUUGCAUCAAUGCCCCACCGUUGGCUCAGGAGGGCCCAAGUGGGAGAUGGCUGUAUCUAAAUCAUUGUUUAAUUGUUGCUCAUUGAGUAGUAAUCUCUUUUUUCCUGUGGUAGGGGGCAGCGCAGGCAGUGCCAUGUCUGUGGCUGUGAAAGCUGCAAAGCAUCUGAAAGAGGGCCAGCGCUGUGUUGUCCUCCUGCCUGACUCUGUAAGGAACUACAUGUAAGAGACAAUGCCUUCUUUCAUUUCUGCUCUCCUGUCUACAGAAGCCCCUGGGUUGAAAACACUCAGACAUAUGUGAGAGGAAGGAUCUGUGAGGAUAGCAAAAGAAUGUGAGCUUGUUGCUCUCGUACCACAUUAACAGCAGUGCGGAAACUGUCAACAAAGAAGCAGGAAGCAAGUUUUAUGAGGGACUAAUUCUGUUGAUACCAGAUACUUGUAAAUCGCUAGACAUAAAAUUACUUUCAGUUCAGUGAUGUGGAGGGGAAUGAAAAAAGACAACUCCUGUUAUUGUUGCAUUAUCGCAUGGAUAGUGUUAUGAAAGUUUUAUAGCUCUCAGCGGAAGAAACAGAAGUCUUGCAAGUCAUAUCACCUGUUACGGAUUUUAGUAUAUGGUUCACACCCAGCCCAAGUUUUUCUAGAAUGACUCUUGGGACCUUUGCACACUUAUCAUUUCUUGUGGUCUAGUUGUGUAUGUGUGCGGAUUGUUUUUGGCAUGCUGCCACAUGACGCUGGCAUCAUUCAACUUGUAUUCCAGCAUAAUGAACUCCAAAAACCCGCUUUUCCUUCUACCACAAAAACCAUGACAUUUGUGAAAGAUUCAGAAUAGAUACUCAGUAUUUUCAUUGGUGUGUUGUUUGUACAAGCAUAGUCCGUUUCUGUGUGGAGGGAUUGUGAGUUGGUGGGUAUGGUUUGGGGGACAUCUAUUUUGUACCACUUUCCUCUGACCUGUGGAAGAUAUCAGUUUGAAAACUCAGUUCAGAGGAAAGAUAUAGGCAGCUAGAGGCUAUGGUACUGAGUCAAAGUACUGCCAAUGACAGCAUGCAUUAUAAGAUGCAGACAAAACUUCAUCACAAUAUCCAGGUCUGCCAUAGCUCUGGCAGGCAUGCAGUUCCUCUUUUAAUAUCCUAUAAUCCCACAAGAUUAGAAUUCUGGAAUGCUAGGCACUUUGUACACACAGAAAAAGCUGCAAAAGGAAUACCCUCAUGCAGAGGCUCAUAACUCUGACGUUUAUUGGCUGGAGGACCAUAACGGGUGUGACUAAGGCCACAGAACAUUUCUCCAUUGGGGCACAACCUGCCAUUCAUGUGGGAAGGAAAACCCACACUCACUCUAUAAUAACAGCGACAUGUGACCAAAGCUGCAGGCAAAUGCCUACAAAUUCACUCUUAAAAAUGGCAGAUCAAACAGCAACUAUGUCACUAUUAAUGGCAAGUGCGGAAAGUCCCUUAAUGUUCAACUCAGGGCUACUUAAAGACAUUCUAUGAGUACCUGAAGGUUAGGCUAGUCCUGUAAUGGAAGCUUGGAUGAAACACCAAAGUCUGACACAAGGUCUCAGUCUUUCUUAAUUAUCUCUAGGUCUAAAUUUUUGAAUGACAAAUGGAUGGUCAAGAAUGGAUUUCUAAAAGAAGAUGUGGAAGAGCAUCAUCCUUGGUAUGGGUCAGAGUCGCUACACUUGUUAAUUUUGCCUGACAUAAAGCAAAAGUAAUCUGAAUGGCGGGGCAGGAGAAGGCAAAGACUGUUUGUUUGUACCAGUGAUAAAAAGAUGCCUUAAUGCUUUCACUUUUAAAAAAUGGAGUCCGAAAUAGCUUUUUGUUGAUGAAAUCCAGAUGCGCUCAGGAGGAGUGCAUCCAGGCUGAUCUUCUGGUUGAAGCAGGUGUGUGUGAGUGGUGGGAUCACAGACUGCAACUAAUCCUUUUUGAUCCAUCAUGAUUUGCAUGACACGCUCUGUCUAAUUCUCUUCUGUGCUUUGCCAUGCAGCAUGCACAAGGACAGGUGUAUUAUGAAGCAUAAGGAUAGUCGGGCUGGCAAAUAUUUUUGUCCCAGUGUUGCAUCCUUGUAGAUGGGACCAUGAUGGAAAACAUCAGGUCCGGCUCCAGAUUUUGGAGGCGCUGGACACAGUAUUCCUCUCCAGCACCCUAGUGCCUGCCAUGUGAGCCCCCACAGGCAUUGUGGUACCUGCCAGCCUUUCCCUUGUGUUCAUUUGUGGGGCUUCCAUGGUGGUAGCACUGUAAUAAGCUGGGAGCAGAGCUGCUGCCCAAGUGAGUGAGUCCACUUCUGAGCAUCAAGGGUGAUGCUGUAAUGGGCUAGGAGCCAAGAGAUUUCUUGCCCAUUGCAGCACCUGUACUAAGUGAGUUAGUGUGUAUGUAAGCAGGAGGAGGGAGACUGGGGUGGUGGGUAAAAGCUAGGCAUCAGUCCCAGUGAGUCCUGGCAAAUGCCCCACUAUGCCAGGUGCUGGGCCUGGAAAAUAUAAUGUAGGAAUCAGUCCUAAAUAGUUUGCUGAGCUGCAAACCAUUUCCUUAAGUCCUUUCAAAAUUUAUGUGUGUGUGUAUAAGACACAGAGCAGACUGCUGGGGUUUAACACCACUUGCUGUCCUUCCUGCUCCCCGCCCCCCUUGUGAUAGGUGGUGGACUAUCAAGGUGCAGAAGCUAAGCCUCUUAGCCCCUCUGACUCUCCUCCCAGAUGUGAACUGUCAAAAGGCCAUUGAAAUCCUUCGUGAGAAGGCGUACGACCAGGCACCGGUUGUUGCAGAAUCAGGGUAAGUCUCUUAUUCGCUGAAGCCUCAUUCUAACAGUCUUCAGGAGAAUUCCACAAUUCUCACUGUAUAAAGCACUAAUGAGAAACAGCCUAUUAUUGACAUACUUAGUGAAAUCUUUAAAGAAAUACUUGGCGUAAUAUGGGCCUUAGCCAAUCUAUUGCAAGGACAGUGCCUACGCAUGAAGGAUUCCUGUAAGCUUAGCAGCAGGCAUUGCUGCUUUGUACUUUGGCAAGGAGACAAAGCAUCAAACUCCUCCUCCCUCUGUGCCAUCCUCCCCACACAGCUGGCAUAGGGAAUCCCAACCAAGAGCUGUCACAUCCACUUUGGUUCUUAAUAGUCAAAGGACCUAGAACUCUUAUUGGUGGUGUGUUAUUGAAAAGCUUCCUUUGAGAGUUUGUGACUUUUGGAGCAUUUUCAAAGAGCCCAGUUACGUUAAGUAUUGGCCUGCCACCAGUCAGGCUGAAUAGAAGGGGCAUUGGUACUGGUCUAAUUCUAAAAGUGGCAGCCUUGCAUGCCACUGAGCCACAGCAGAUGUUGCAGAAAGUGAACUCCCCACCCCACCCAUCUUGUCUUGUGUCUCUCUGUAUAUGCAUGAACUGCUGGAGCUCUCAUCUCCGUGUUGUGAAAAUUCAACUGCAUUCAUUUUGCUUUUUUUAAAAACCAAACAACUGUGUGUUUUCUUGAAGGCUCAUCUUGGGGAUGGUAACUCUGAGCAACAUCCUCUCCUCUGUCCUGGCAGGAACUGCCCAGUUCUCAGACCCAGUGAUGAAGGUCAUGUAUCAGCAGUUUUCCAAGGUAAUGUGUGCCCAGUACCUGUUUUGGAGUUGCUGCCUAGGGCAAAGGGUGAGGAUGGGAGAUUCAGGAAAUAAGAGUGAAAGCUGAGGUAGAAAGGACCCCAAGGAUCCUCUAGACCAGGGGUCAGCAACCCUUUUCAGCCGUGGGCUGGUCCACCAUCCCUCAGACCAUGUGGGGGGGCUGGACUAUAUUUUGAAGGGGGGGAAAUGAACGAAUUCCUAUGCCCCACAAAUAACCCAGAGAUGCAUUUUAAAUAAAAGGACAAAUUCUACUCAUGUAAAAACACACUGAUUCCUGGACCGUCCACUGGCCGGAUUGAGAAGGCGAUUGGGCCACAUCUGGCCCACGGGCCUUAGGUUGCCUACCCCUGCUCUAGACAAUUCCCUGCAAUACAGGAAUCUUUUGCCCAACAUGGGGCUUGAACCCAUGACCCUGAGAUUAAGAGUCUCAUGCUCUACCAACUAAGCUAAGGAGGCUGAUUUCAAAACACUGGAGAUGCCAGAGAAUGAACCCAGGAUAUGAGUAUUCUGGGUAGGUUCAAGUAGGUUGUUGUCUUGAGAUCUUGCCUCAUUUCAGAUGGUUCUGUUGCUGAAGCACUAUAGGACAGGGAUGGGGAUCUGGUGGCCCAUUGGAUGUUUCUAGACUACAACAAUCAUCCCUGAUGAUUGGCCAUGCUGGCUGGGGCUGGUAGGAGUUGGAGUCCAUCCACAUCUGGAGAACCACAGGCUCCCCAGCCUUCCAUAGAGGAAGUAACACAGAAACAGGAUCCUUCAUGCCAAGACACUGCUGGAACAUCUUUUCUCCCCCAAGAAAACUGAGGUGGGGUGGAGGUCAUCUAAGCACAACCUCUUUUUUUAAAAAAAAUGAUAUUUAUUAAAAGUUUAAAAAUUACAGAAAAAGAAAAGAAAAAGAGAAAAAAUAAAAACAAUACAAAUCAAUACAUUGCUAUACAUAAAAAAAACAAAAAACACAAUACAUCAAAACAAAAGCAAAAGCAAAAACAAUUAAAAACACAUCCAAUAUUUCCAUAUCUUUGUCUUUCAUUAACUUGUUUCAUCGACCUCCUCCCACCUCCCUUUUUUGUGUUCUAAUUAUUAAUUAUUUCAGCAAAUCCUUUCCAUCUUUCACUAUUUUCUGUCAUAUAAUUGUCAUAGUUUAUUUUAACCUUAUCUUACCAUUAAUACCCUGAAACUUAUUUGUACAUAACUCCUUAUAACAUUUCUACUAAAGCAGUGUAAUUUCAUUCCAACAUUUUUCUAACACUCAUUAAUUUUAACAAUGUUUCUAUAAAUAAAUUUUAAACUUUUUUCCCCAAUCUUCUUCCACCGUCUCUUCUCCCUGGUCUCGGAUUCUGCCAGUCCUUUCUAUCAAUUCCAUAUGGUCCAUCAACCUGGUGAUCUUCUGUCCGAGGCUCUUAACUCUUUUCCAUGUCCCUUCUGCAGAUCUUCUUCAUAUUUGUACAUGCACUUUACUUUAUCUUCUGCUGAUCUUAUUCUUAAUUUCCUUCCUUUGACACUGAGGAGUAGAUCUCGGGGAAGCUCCAACCUAACAAUGUCUUUAUUCCUUCUCGUCAGGUCAGCCCAUUCUCCAUAGUCAAAACUAAAGUCCAAAAGAUAUUUCAGGACGUGUUUCAACUGGCUUUCUCUAAAUUCAAUCGUAGAAGGCAACAGCUUAUAUUCAUCAAAUUGUCUCUGUAAGACGGGGGCUCUCUGCACUUGUAUUACUUGAGGUUCUACGACAACUUUCUCCCUCGUCUUCUCCACAACUUGCCAUGUCAAAGUAGAUUCCUGAAUCGAUUCCUGAGUAGUUUCUGUAUAGAUAUUCACUUCUUGUCCCAAAUCAGUCAUUUUUUGUCCCAAAUUGUCAAUUUUAGUAUUCAUCACGUCCAUCUUCUCAUGAAACUGUUCCAAUAAAACACUUAUCUUGCAAAAUGCAAUCACUAAGGCUUCUUUUGUCGACAUUCUUGUCCAAGGUCAAUCUCUGAUUCUCACGGUCUUUUAUCUCUGCAGCUGGAAAAUUCCCCAGCUCCACUCCUGCAACAGUUUCAAAAGCUUCCUCUAGAGGAAACAAUUUCUAUUUGUAUCCGUCCUUUUAAACGCAGAUCCAGCAGCAAAGUUAGUUUCAAUCUUUCAAUUACUUUUGCUCCUUUUUGAGUGAAAAAGGAAACAAUGGAAACAAUAUGUUUCUCUUAUUUGACUAUCUGUCAACGUACAUUUUGUUCACAGUCAAUGAACUUUCCCAAAACGUCAAUCUUAGUGACAGCCUGUUCCCAGGUUCAAAACGGUGGUAAUUUGUCUUUCUUCACUCUCUCUCCUGCAGGCUUAAGCAAUCUAAAACUUCCCCCCUCUUCUCCUGCUUCCAAGGGGGGUUUGAUAAUUUUAUCCGAUGGAAAUUUAGUCCUUUACAAAAGGCUCUCCAAGACUUUAGCUUGCAGCGUCUUUGCUCAAUCUAUUUACAAAAGAGGAAGGCAGACUUCCUGUUUGAAACCUUCCCGUUUCAGUGCCAAAUUAAGAUGUUUAAAGAUCCAAUUUUCCGUUCUACUCACGGGUAGUUGUUUAAAGUCCAAUUGUCCACAGGAAAAAGUCAGUGCUCUCCGGCAACGGCAAUGCGGCUUCACUCCGUGAAGGAAGCAGUCGAUUCGAAGCACCGCGCCGCUCAUCCCACGUCGCUCCGGAAUCCCCGAAACCGGGUUUCCCCGCGAGUAGGGGAGGCGCAAAAGGUGCCAGCCGAAUCCCACGUCCACAGGCUUCUCCCGCCUGUGGUUUUUAGUGGGUCUCCGCCUUCGCCGUGGCGGCCAGACCCUGAUUUCCACGGAGCGGAUUCCUCCCGAUCAGAGGAAUUCCGCCAUUGCCGGAGGCGCUAACCCGGAAGUUCGCCCAUCUAAGCACAACCUCAGAGGGAACAAGGUGUACUUGACAUGGAGUGUCCAGCUCAUACCUUACGUCUUCCAUGUGGUGGUUCCAGCAGUAUGUCACUACUUUAUGUCAGACUUUAUGUAAACUGGGUCCUAGAUGUCUAGUAACAAUUUGAUUCACUUUAUGUUUGGGACUUUAUUACAGAUUAGCCUGGAUGAUACCCUUGGAAAGCUUUCACACAUCCUGGAAAAUGAUCAUUUUGCUAUUGUUGUGCAUGAGCUGGAGCAAUGUAAGUAGCUUUUCUAGUAAAAAUAAAAAUGUCAUACUACUAAUUGUGUGCAUAUAUACAUACACACACACACCUAGAGAUGACCUAAUAUGCCCUUCGAACCAUGAAAUAGAUAUACAUGAAAGGCAUCACUUGUAUAUAUUAGUAUAUUAGUUUAUUAUUUGUUAAUUUAUUGCAUUUAUAGCCCAGCUUUUUUCCAAGGAGCUCAAGGUAGCAUUGUAGACAUCUGCAAAGGAAAGCCUAUAUGUCUGGCUUUCCUUUACAGACAUCCAUGCCUAAUAUGUGGACACUGGAGGUGGUGCCAUGUGACUCGUGGGGGUGGGGGCACCGCCAGCUCCACAGCUCUAUUUUAUGGGCAAAGGCGACUUUGCGUUUGUCUAAAUUCCAACAAGCCUCCAUCCAUUGUAUUUGAGAGAUGCCCACAGUUCAAGUUUCAAUGACCAUCUAAUGAAGGAGUUCUUAAGCUUAGGAUCAACUGCACAGGGUGGGAGUGACCUUUCAGGUAUGUAGGUCCCAAGCUGGUUGGGGUGGGAUUGUUAACAGCAUAAAGAGAGCCCUGCUGCAUCAGCCCAAAGGCACCCUGGCCAGCAUCCUAUUUUCUCAGUGGACAGUCAGAUGCCUAUCAGAAGCCCACAAACAGGACCCAGCGGCAAUAGCAUCCUCUGUGUUUCCCAGCUACUUCCAGGGCUUUUUUUUUCAUCUGGAACCGAGUUCCAGCACCUCCUUGUCACAUUCUGGCACCUCAUUGGUGUGUUGCGGCAGUUCCGUAGUGUUGCAGUGCCAUCCCCCUGCAUGACAUUUGGGGUCAUGUGGCACCUCUGGGAAAAAAGCCCUGAACAUAGCCAUUGUGGCUAGUAGCCUUUUCUUCUGAGAAUUUGUCUAAGCCUCUUUUAAAGGCAUCCUCGCUGGUGGCCAUCAAUCCUUCCAUACUUUAACUGUGAACUGUGUGAAUAAGUACUUCCUUUUGCAUGUCCUGAAUCUUCCAGCAUUCAGCUUCAUUUCAUGGCAGGGUGAGAGAAGGAGAAAAACUUCUAUCUGUCCAUCUUCUCAAUGUGCAUAAUUGGACAGUGGUAUGAAGGAAAAAGUUCCCAGAUGCCACAAAUAAAGAUAACAUUUCCUUGUGGGCAGACCUUUUUUCCCAGGGAGAACUCACAGGAACUCAGUUCUGGCACCUCUCAGGUGGGUGCCAUUGCCAUUCUAAGAGAACGAGGGAGGUGUUCAUGGUGAGAUCCAGCGCCUCUUUUUCUGGAAAAAUAGCACUGCUUGUGGGUUUCCUUGAAUGGUACUCUGGAAGCGUCAACAGUAUGUAAUCUUCCUUCAUUUAUGUCCUCUUCCAGACAAUGCAGAUGGCAGCUCCUUCAUGAAACAGAUGGUAUUUGGUGUGGUCACAGCUGUUGAUCUUCUCAGCUUUGUCACCCCCAAAACCAAGACCCAGGAACGAAGAGAUGCGACACUGGAAUCAAAUUCUUCUGAAAGAAUUUUCUCCAUGGCAGAAUCUGUGGAGAAAUAGCAGAAGACCUUUAAGUAUAAGGGUCUGGUUUUGUUUUCGAGUAUGGCUUUCUAUUUUAGAAUUAGCAUUGUAUUUAGGAUAGUAUUAUACUAGUAUCUAGUAUUUCUAUUUUAAUUUGCCUAGCUGUUCUUGGUCUGCUAUGUUCAUAGCUAUGCUCAUCCUAAAUGCCACCAAGGGAAAUAAUUUGGGAUCAGGAUGAUUGGACAAGAUCACAUACAAUUAAAAUAAGUAGCUAUUCUGUGAUAGCAUGUUAAAAAAAAUAAGAUUCUUGGGAGGAAGCAGUAGACUAAAUGGAUUCUCCUGUGAGGUUGCCUUGUUGCCUUGAUUUUUAUCUGACAUUUUGUUGUUUGCAUUAACAUUGACUGGUAAAUGCAUUUCAAAAUCUGCUGGCAGAGCAAUAAAGAAAUACUACAGAUGCAAAGGCUGCCUGACUUGAUUGUAGAACUGACAAUAAUACUCUUUGCCUGUACAAGGGAAGUGUGAACUGGGACUGUACAGAUGGAUGAAUGUUCAUAAGCCCCCUUUCCCCCAGAGAAAGCCUUCCUGCUGUUAUG